CAAAGUUACGUAACAACAAAAAUCGCAGCAAGCCUCCCUUCUUUGAAUAUUAUCACAAUAAAUUACGUUCACGCUAGUGGGCGCUCGAUAGUUUGUUUUGUUGUUUUCCAACUUGCCAAUUCCGACAAGUCAAUUCGAAUGUCGUAUUUAUAUUUUGAGUAUUUUGACGUUUUAUUUCUCGCUUUCAUGGUAACUUUUGUUCUUGUUGUUACAAAAUUCAUAAUGGCCAGUUCGUCAUCGGAACCACCACAAACAGGACAGAAAGCUCCUCUUUCUAUGAAGCUUGUGAUGGCGGGGAUUCGAAAAAAAUAUCCUUCAGUUAAACACGUUUCCACGACCGAUUUACAUUCAAAAAUGGGUAAAAUUCAACCAACUGAAAAUUCUCCAAAUCUUAUGCUUUUGGACGUACGUUAUGUGGACGAGUUUGAAGUUAGUUGUCUAUCUAAUGCAGUAUGGAUCGACGAAAAACUCCCUACUAAAGAAAAACUAUGCGAAGUAGAGGAAAAACUUUUAGAAAAACAAAACACCGACGUCUAUGUUUAUUGCUCAGUUGGAUAUAGGUCGUCUGAUUUAAUUAGUCAAAUCACGAAAAGUCCUUCAUAUGAGAAAUUUUCAAAACAAAACAUCAAUUUUUACAAUAUUACUGGUGGAAUAUUCCAAUGGGCAAAUGAAAAACGGCAAGUAUUUAACAAAGAUGGAAAUAAAGCUGACUUAGUUCAUCCAUACAAUGCAUUCUUUGGUAAAUUACUGAACAAAUCUUAUCGAUUUAAGCCAAAGAAACCACUUUGAUCCUGCCCAUGUCAUGUGAGUAUAUACUGAUAUAAGCAAAUUUUAGUAUUUUAAAAAUAUGUUUGAAAUUUAUCUUCUUUAUAUUUCUAUUCAAGCAUCUAAAGAAGUAUUUUGUACUGGGCAUGUUUUAAUAUUUUAUCAUAAUGCUAUAAAAAUUACUUCACUUAUAAACCUCUCCCUUAAAUAAUAUGCAUUACAUGUUGUGAUUUUAGUAAUUUCUCAAUGUGCAAGUCUUUGUUACUAAGUCAGAAUAUUAUCUGCUAUUUUUGCAGUAUUGAUUGCACUUUUAAUAUCGGUUAGUUCAGCAAUCCGCUGAUAUAUUAUGAGACAUUUCAUUUGCACAAUAUGGCAACUUCUUCAAGCUGUUUAUAUGGCGCUCCAGAAGUAUGUGUACCAAUAUGUAAUGAGGUAACUAAUUUUGUUCGCCUACUUUACAUCAAGUUGUGUAAAGGGACUGAAACCUAUGGCCAGGGGGUAUAUUCACUUGGCUAUAACAUAAACAGUCCCUAAACUCAAAAUAGACCUAAAAUAAGGAAAAUCGGAACAAAACUAUGCCCUAACCCUAAUCUGGUACACAUACUACGGGAGUACAGUUUUUAUACACAAUUUUUAUAUGUUAUGUUUUUGUUGUUGAAUGCAUUCAUUUUCAGGUACUUUUUCGACUUAGAUCUAUAGUUACUUGACUUUUGAGUGACCUAUAUUUUGAAAUUGGUUAACAUUACUGGUAUCUCAUUUAGAUAUCCCUUAAAAUUGUCAACCCCAUUAUGGUGUAAAAAUGGAUUAUGGUACCUAUGUUUGAGUGGCCUUUUGAUCAGAACUUGAUUAACAUCUCAAUAUUAGCAAUAUGGUGUGAAAGAUUAAGUUAAUUCAUCAUUCGUUUGAUGCUUCAGCAUUCUACAGGUUUUUCUUGAAUAUUAUAGUUUAUUACUUUAUUGUAUUAACAUGUGUAUGUUAAAGUAUACUACCAUCAAUGGGUCUUCACUUGUAAAAAGUUUUCAAAAACAUUUGUUACAAUUUUUAUCUGCCUACCGUUAUUGUUGAUUGAUA
This is a messenger RNA of Styela clava, 1836 nucleotides long. RefSeq lists its product as uncharacterized. The record is from RefSeq and is a predicted model, not a curated record. Lineage: Eukaryota; Metazoa; Chordata; Ascidiacea; Stolidobranchia; Styelidae.